AUGAAUUAUGGCGUGGAGAAGCUGAAACUGAAGUAUUCGAAGCAUGGGUGUGUUACGUGUAAGAUCAGGAAGAAGAGAUGCUCGGAGGACAAGCCUGUGUGCCGAGACUGUUUUCGAUUAAGUUUUCCUUGCAUCUAUAUAUCAGAGCCGAUGGAUAAGCAGUCGUUAAAGAGAAUAAAGGCGGACAUCCAGCACCAGUUGAUAAGCAAGAAAAGAAAACACGCUCCUGACAAUGUUCAAAAGGUGGUCGUGGCCGCCCAUGCUCGUCGAAUGAGUGACGAUGAACAGGAUAACCAGAUCUAUUUAUCAAAACCGCUGGAAGAUAGCAUUUCUCAAAGACUAGAUUCGAUGGGACUGCAGCUUUACAACUAUUACAGGUCUCAUCUGGCCAACAUCAUUUCCAUUGCUCCUAUGAAUCAGAACUACUACUUGAACAUCUUCCUGCCAAUGGCCCACGAGAACGACGGUAUAUUGUUUGCGAUCCUAGCUUGGUCAGCGAACCAUUUGUCGAUAUCUUCAUCCGACGAGCUGCAAAAGGACGAGAUAUUUGUCAAUUUGGCGAAUAAGUAUACGUAUAUGUCGCUAGCGCACCUCAAGACCAAUGAAGAUUCGAGUGUCUAUGCUAAGUUGAGUUUCCUAUAUUCGCUGGCGCAAAUCCUGAUUUUAUGUGGCUCAGAGAUAUGUCAGGGUGACGUGAAGUUUUGGAAGAUAUUGUUGAAUAUUGGGAAGAACUUAAUCGAAAACCAUGUGGGUAGGGAUAUCUCACGGAUAUUAACUACCACCACAGAAGAGCCGUCCCUAGAGGAGAGGAUAAUCUUCCCCAACUUCAACUCUGUUGUUAAAUACUGGCUGGUUGUGAAUUUCAUAUACCAUGAUAUUUUGAAUUUCAAUACGACGUCUUUUCCCAUAGAACAAUACGAAAAAUUCUUCCAGAGGGAACAGAACUGUCAGUCCAACUCAGUCAACUUCAUAGAGCCGGCGGACUCACCGAUUGAAGAAAUUGACCCUUUAAUCGGGAUCAACAAGCCGAUUUUGCUACUGUUGGGUCAAGUGACAAAUUUGACAAGGUUUCUGCAGACUAUGGGGCAGGAGGAAAUGCUGGAGCACGGGGAUGAAAUUUUACGUUUGCAAGUUAAAAUUUAUAAACUACAGCCUUCACUCAUGGCGCUGGACCAUUUGGACAGUGAUAAGAAAUUCUACUAUCUUGAACUGUUUGAAAUAAUGAAAAUCUCCACUUUGAUGUUUUUCCAAUUAACACUGCUGAAAAUUGACAAAGAUUCGCUGGAGCUGCAAAUACUGAGAAAUAAACUUAAUUCAAAAUUGGAAAAGGUCAUUGGGACAUUUUUGGAAGGGUCACUGUGCUUCCCGCUUUUCAUUUACGGCGUGUGUAUCCAGGCAGACGACAUGGAGAAAAAAUUAGAUCUGGAAGCUAAAUUUGAUGAUAUUCUAAAACGAUAUAAAUGUUACAAUUUCCAAAACGCAAGAUUAUUAGUUCGGAAAAUUUGGCAAAACGAAGCCGAUGGCAUCAGCGAACACAACCUGGUACACAUGAUUGAUGAACUGGACUACAAUAUUAAUUUUGCUUAA
Messenger RNA from Saccharomyces kudriavzevii IFO 1802, 1587 nucleotides. It is a transcript of the gene UGA3, whose product is annotated as Uga3p. The transcript has a single exon. Gene Ontology annotation, molecular function: zinc ion binding; DNA-binding transcription factor activity, RNA polymerase II-specific; transcription cis-regulatory region binding. Gene Ontology annotation, biological process: positive regulation of transcription by RNA polymerase II. Lineage: Eukaryota; Fungi; Ascomycota; Saccharomycetes; Saccharomycetales; Saccharomycetaceae. Gene Ontology annotation, cellular component: nucleus. The coding region runs from base 1 to 1587 and encodes 528 amino acids. The record is from RefSeq and is a predicted model, not a curated record.